AUGGUUCAGCCCACUGGCAAGUUCCAUCUGGGGAAUUACCUGGGUGCUACGCGGGUGUGGAAGGACUUGUGUGACAUCAAGCAACCGGGCCAGCGGCUGAUCUUUGGCGUUGCUGAUCUGCACGCGAUCACCAUCCCAAAGCCGGACGCCGCGCAAUUCAAGCAGUUACGCCGUGAGGCGAUUGCUAGUAUCCUUGCAGUUGGUGUCGAUCCUGCCAGGGCGUCGAUUAUGUACCAAUCGGCGAUACCUGCACACUCGCAGCUUUACUGGCUGCUGAGCACUGUGGCCCCCAUGGGCUAUUUGAACCGUAUGACCCAAUGGAAGUCCAAGUCCAACCUGCGUGAGGACAAGGACGCCACAGCGAAAGAGCUCGGUGAAGUGAAGCUGGGCCUGUUCGGGUACCCGGUGCUCCAGGCAGCGGACAUCCUGCUUUACAAAGCCACGCAUGUUCCAGUCGGGGACGACCAGGUCCAGCACUUGGAGCUCACGCGUACAUUGGCUGAGAACUUUAACAAGCUAUAUAAGAAACAGGUGUUCCCCUUGCCACGCACAUUGCUGGCACCCACCAAGAAGAUCCUGUCUCUGACGCACGACACCAAGAAGAUGUCAAAGAGCGACCCCAACCAGGACGGCGUCAUAUACGUGAACGACCCGCCAGAGACCAUCAUUCGCAAGAUCAAGAAGGCUCGCACGGACUCGAUCACCGAUAAGUUCUACUACGACCCGGUGCACAGACCAGGCCUCUCAAACCUUAUCAACAUUGUCAGCGGUAUUACGAAGCAACCCGUCCACGCCGUGGAGCAAGAGUUGCAGAAAUUCGAUAACUACAGGGACUUGAAGGCACACGUCUCUGAAGUAAUCAUCGAAGAACUCCGUGUUCCUAGAGAGAAGUUCCACCAGUACAUGGAGGACCCACAGUUUCUCGACGACACCGUCCAACAAGGUACACAGAGGGCAUCAGAGAUAGCUGCCAGCACAAUGAAAGAGACAAUGCAGACUAUGGGAUUCAUAUAG
Molecule: messenger RNA, 1014 nt
Organism: Nakaseomyces glabratus
Lineage: Eukaryota; Fungi; Ascomycota; Saccharomycetes; Saccharomycetales; Saccharomycetaceae
Gene: MSW1
Product: tryptophan--tRNA ligase MSW1
Biological process (GO): mitochondrial tryptophanyl-tRNA aminoacylation
Cellular component (GO): mitochondrial matrix; mitochondrion
Molecular function (GO): tryptophan-tRNA ligase activity; ATP binding
Source: RefSeq, a predicted model, not a curated record